Molecule: messenger RNA, 2295 nt
Organism: Naegleria gruberi
Lineage: Eukaryota; Heterolobosea; Eutetramitea; Acrasida; Naegleriidae
Exons: 2
Coding region: 1-2295 (764 amino acids)
Molecular function (GO): protein binding
Source: RefSeq, a predicted model, not a curated record
AUGGCUACUCAAGCACCACCACAAUUAAAUCAAUCCUUCAGUGGUAUUGGUUUUGGUAAUCAUCAUAGGCUUCCUCAACAACAGCCCCUCAAGACGCCAGAACGAAGACCUCUAAGGGCCUCUUUCCAAGCAUCAUCAUCAUCUCAAAAGACCACCCUAUUGAAUCCAAUCAUCUCAAAUACACCAAAUAUCCAACCGACUCCAAUUCUUAAUAAUAAGGCAACACCAAGUACACCAACACCAAAUCGUCAUGCUCAUCACUCUCGAUCUAAAUCCUAUUGUGGAGUUGCACACUAUGGCAUUGGCUCCACCACUGAAAUUAUCAUUACCAGUAAAUCAAGGCUCCAGAACAAGUUGGUUAAGGAGGAACCUGUUCAUUCGUCACCUUCAAUGCUAUUGGAUGAUAAGGAGAAUGCAGUGAAUAAUCUACCACCACCUCCUUCUCCUUCAAAAGCUGUCCCCCAACAUUUCAAUUCGGAUGCAAUGCCAUCUUUGCCUGCAUUGGCUGCUGUGAAAAAGUCUUGGCAAUUGAACUCACCUCAAAAGAAUGGAUCCACUCCGACAAAGAAACGUUCAACAUCUUGUUUAACUCCAUCGACACCAUUGAGUAUUUCAACAAGUUUGACCACCAUUAGAGAACCUCUUACAAUGGUUCUCACCCCAAAGAGUAGAGCAAGAUAUCAAGGUAUUUCAGGAACACACAAAUUCAAUGCCUACAGUAGAAUUAAUAACAUUGAUGCCAUCUCUAUUUCUAUAUCUGAAGAUGAAGGGUUGUUGUGGAGUGGAUCCGAUGAUUCUCUGAUUAGAGUAUGGGAUACCAAUACUGGUUUAACUAUUAAGGAAAUUACACACUCACCUCAAUUGUCUAAAAAUAAGAGUGUUGAAAGUUUGGAUGAUUCUUCCUUUGUGUCAUCUUUCUCGAGUGGUACUUCCAAUCAUGAUAAUUCAAAGAAUAGUAUAACUAAUGCAGGCGUAACUCAAUUGAGUUAUUGUACCAAGACGAAUAGAGUAUGGAGUGCUUCCAGAGAUUGUAGUGUAAAGAUUUGGAAUCCAACAAGUUUUAUUUGCGAACACACUAUUAACUUUCCUUCCUAUGUAAAUUGUAUGCACAUUGCUGGUCAGUACGUGUGGGUUGCUACUAACAAGGAAUUGUCAAUCUGGAAUGUUAAUGACAAGUCACUGGUUGCCAGAUUUCCUGUCAAUGGCUUUGUGUGGUGCAUCAAGACUGUUGGAGAUAGAGUUUGGAUUGCAUGCAGUGAUAAAUCAAUUAGAGUUUACAAUAUUAAUGAAACUGGUGUAACUCAAGUGGAGAAGAGACAUUUUCAUGGCUCCAAGAGAUUAUCCUCAGAAUUUAUUUUAAUGGAUGUAACAUCACCACUUGGUCAGCAGCCAAUCAUGCCACUAUUCCCCACCAAUCAUCAUGAUAGUGAACAGGCUGAAGAAGAGCAACAACCAAUACAAGUUGAAGAAGAAGUGGAUGACGAACAUCUGUUGAUUAAGGAAAUUAACUACAAUGACUUUGCUCCUUCCCAAACAAUGACCUUAAUUGUUUCAACUGCGCUCGAGCAACAACAGAUCGGGGCACAAGAAUCAAGACCUGUAAUUGGUACAUUUAGCGUUGAUGAUAUCUCUAUCAUGCUACAAACUGAUGUUAUGAACAUUGACGAAGCCAAAAAUGAUGAUUUGACUUUACAAAAAUCGUUUGAUAUUUUAUCUUCAGAACCGAGCUGGAUUAAUUCUGAAAUGGUGGAAAUCUCUCCUUUAAGGGAACCUCCAUCAUUAGAAACAUUUCAACUUCAAUCACCAUCCAACAGAGAUUCCGAGCAGAAAUCUACUACUACUGAGCUUUCCUCGUUCACAACAUCUCCCAUCAAAAGUUUACAACCAGUACCUCAACAAACGAUGAAGCAAUUUGUUGAAUCCACUAUUGAUUCUGCUGCAUUGGUGCAGCAGCGUAAUACAUCGCUUAUUCUUCCACCUAUAGACAAUUCCACCUCCAUAACAAAUGUAAAAAUUAAGCGAGCCGUAUCGGAGGAAAAUAAUCAGUCCUUAUUAGGAUUUAAGGCUGAUUCACCAAAGCCACAAUCCAUAGAACUGCGAGAGUCUUCUAACUCACCCCAAAGUUCUCCUUCCUCCUCUGAUAAUUGUCUUAGCUUUUCCAAUGCAAGACUUUUAUUUACUGGUGACGACGUAGUGGAUUUUGAAGAACCUCACCACAAGUCAAGAGGAUGCGCUUCGAUAUUCGCUAAAGUGUUGGGAAGGGUUUUUGCGUGCUUUUCACUUCCAAAUAAAUAA